Molecule: messenger RNA, 1004 nt
Organism: Phalaenopsis equestris
Lineage: Eukaryota; Viridiplantae; Streptophyta; Magnoliopsida; Asparagales; Orchidaceae
Product: DNA-directed RNA polymerase V subunit 7
Exons: 1
Coding region: 113-646 (177 amino acids)
Biological process (GO): DNA-templated transcription initiation
Molecular function (GO): single-stranded RNA binding; single-stranded DNA binding
Source: RefSeq, a predicted model, not a curated record
UUUUUAAUAAUAUCUCCAAAUUAUAUAUCAUGAGAACAUAUGAUGUUUGUCCAUGUUUUGCUCAUAUGCUUGUGAAUAGUUCCAUGUGAUUUUAUUCUUCAAUAGGUAAAAAAUGGUGUUUUUGGAUAUUGAGAUGAGAGGGAAUGUGAUUGUCCCGCCUGAUCAACUCGACCCCAAAGGUCUCUUACUUCGCAAAGGUAUAAUCCUCCGCCUCCUCGAGGACAUUGCUGCCAGGAAAGCAUCAAAAGAGCACGGCUACUACAUCGCAGUCACGGCUUUAAACUCCGUCGCCGAAGGCCGUGUUGAUGAGCUCACGGGCAGUGUCAACUUCCCCGUCUCCUAUGCCUGCAUCGCCCUCAAGCCCUGCAAGGGUGAGAUCCUCGUCGGAAUCGUCGAUAAGGUUCUGAGGCACGGCGUAUUUUUGAAAUCGGGACCGAUCGAGAAUAUUUUUCUCUCCGAGAAGAUGAUGGAAGAUUACAAGUUUGUCAUGGGCGUAGAAUCGAUGUUUGUGAAUGAUAAGCAGCAGUCGAAGAUGGAGAUUGGCUCGAGGGUGAGGUUCAAAGUUCUUGGGAUCAAGUGGAUGGAAUGGGAUAGAGGGUUUCAGAUGCUUGCCACUCUUGCAGGUGAUUUCCUUGGACCUGUCUAAGGUUUCAGAUGAGUUGUUUCUUUCUUAGAGUUUUUAUUAAUUUGCAUACACAGCACUCCAAACAUUGCUAUUUACAAAAUUAGCAUCCAAAUGAUUAUUUCGAGCUACCAAAUCCAUGUAUUUAUGCACGCCACGAUCAAACCAUUGACAAUUUGAUAAGGAUGAACAGACGGGUUGAGAUGUUAUGAUGAAUUUUGAUAUUUGAAAAGUAAAUGAAAGAGGGUGUUAGAUUUGUAAAUAGCAAUGUUUGGAGUGCUAUGUAUGUAUGUAUUUUUUUUUAAUUUGACAGACAAAAAUAAGCAGUAGUUGCUUGCUUAUGAUUCUCAAUAUUUACAUGAAUUUGAGACUUUACUAUUAA